This is a messenger RNA of Penicillium brevicompactum, 1902 nucleotides long. RefSeq names its product GMC family oxidoreductase. Bases 1 to 1902 code for a protein of 633 amino acids. The transcript is spliced from 3 exons. NCBI's taxonomy places the organism in Eukaryota, Fungi, Ascomycota, Eurotiomycetes, Eurotiales, Aspergillaceae. Gene Ontology annotation, molecular function: oxidoreductase activity, acting on CH-OH group of donors; flavin adenine dinucleotide binding. The record is from RefSeq and is a predicted model, not a curated record.
AUGAGUUCCCUACACCCCAAAAUUCCAACACCGGUUGACGAAUUUGUCCAGACUGAAUUCGACUAUUUGAUUUGCGGAGGGGGUACAGCAGGAUGCACGAUCGCUGCUCGUCUCAGCGAAAACCCAAAUGUCUUGGUCGGCGUGAUCGAGGCAGGAAAGGACCGAAUUGGAGAUCCAACCGUUGAUACCCCAGCAUUAUUUACGCAAAUGCUUGAGGAUCCUGAGUAUGACUGGUGCAUGUACACCGAGCCACAGUAUGGGAAUCGUGGGAAGUCUCACCACAUUCCACGCGGGAAGCUCCUCGGUGGCUCCAGUGGCAUGAACGCAAUGAUGUAUGUUCGGGGCUCCUCGCAGGACUACGAUGAUUGGGCGGUCUUGACAGGCGAUGAGGGCUGGUCCGCCAAGAACAUGCAACAUUACAUGAAAAAGCAUCAGGUACGAUCUGUAUUGCUUUUCCUUCGUCUUGGUCGCGAUUUACUGAUCACAAAAAUUUGGCAGACACUCGAGCCCACUAGUUCGGUUGUUUCGGAAACGAUGCCAUUUGUGGAUGGGUUCCACGGUACCGACGGGCCGAUCCGCACCAGCUUUAAUGACACAAUCACGCCGAUCGAGAAAAAUAUCAUUGAUGCAUGCGACGAGGCCACGAACAUAGUCAGCAAGCCCACUGAUCCUUGGAGUGGCGACCACAUCGGCUUCUACCAUACACUCGGCUCUGUGAUCCGGACAGGGCCAGAUAAGGGCAAACGCAGCUAUGCCGCGCGGGGUUAUUAUGAGGAGAACCGACAACGACCAAACCUCAAAAUUUUGUGCGAAUCACUUGUCAAUAAAAUCAUCUUAGAAGGCAACAGAGCCACGGGAGUCAGUAUCACACAUGGGGACAGGGAGUUCACGAUUCUUGCUAGACGGGAAAUCAUUGUCAGUGGUGGCGCGAUUAACUCUCCGCAAAUCCUAGAGUUAUCCGGAAUUGGCGACCCUGACAUCCUGUGCGCUGCGGGAGUCGAAUGCAAAAUUCCCAAUCGCAGUAUUGGCGCGAACUUGCAAGAUCAUUCCAUGACUUUCGUGACGUUCGUGGUGAAACCAGAAGUCGCAGUCAAUGAAAGCUUGAACGGUGGACCGGAAAAGCUUCAGGCCGUUAUCGACCAAUAUCGAGAAUCUGGAUCCGGUCCGCUCAGCUGUAUUCUCAGUGUACAGGGCUUUUUCCCAGCGAAGAGUAUUAGUUCCGGGGCAGAAUUGGAGCAAAUUGUGCAAGGUAUCCGAGAAAUUCAACCGAAUAGCGAGUUUCACGAGAAACAGCUCUCCUUGAUUAUAUCUCACCUGCAGAGUGAGAAUUCGGCCAAUAUCCAAGUUGUGCUCAUAUCUGCAACUGCCAGUGCAAGGGGAGUUGAGCAUCAGAGUGAACUCAUUCAGCCACCAUCAGCAGAGGACCCGGCUGGGUUUACAUUGCUGCUUUGUGCACAAUACCCUGUCGCGCGUGGAUACGUUCACAUCCAAAGCUCAGAUCCUACCGUACAACCGAUGAUCCAGCCGAAUUAUGGAGGCCAUGAGGCUGACAUCGCGUUGCUCGCAGCCGCGCUUCGUUGGACUGACAAAGUCGCCAGCUCAGAGCACCUUCAGCCAUCAAUCAUACAUCGCUAUUUUCCGGAACCUACCAAAGAUUUGCAGGAUUUAGAAACAGCCAAAGAAGCAGUUCAUGAUUUGAUCAUGGGAGAGUACCAUAUUUGUGGCUCGGUAGCGAUGGGCGAUGCCUUGGAUUCGCGUCUGCGGGUCAAGGGUGUGGAUGGCCUGAGGGUAGCGGAUGCCUCUGUUUUCCCGAACAACGUAAGUGGGAAUAUCUUGAGCAGUGUAUAUGCUGUAGCCGAGAAAGCUGCGGAUAUGAUAGUAGAGGAUGGGUGCCUUAAUUGA